Molecule: messenger RNA, 540 nt
Organism: Peronospora belbahrii
Lineage: Eukaryota; Oomycota; Peronosporomycetes; Peronosporales; Peronosporaceae
Source: the annotation of a GenBank genome assembly
AUGAUCGAGGAGAUUGCCGUUCUCGAGUCGAACGACGUGGGGACCCUGUCGAGACGCCCGACCCGCAGCAACGUGUUUGCUGUGCAACACGUUGCUGCGGGUCGGGCGUCUAUUAGACGAAUACCACUGCUGACGGCAAGCUGGGGUGACACAAGUUUCGGUCUGGUGACAAAGUUUUUAGGCUUGCGUGUGACGCACAGCAACAAGCGCGAGAACCUGCUUGAUCAGGAGGAGGCGAUCCUCGACAUUAUACAGCGACCUGGAUGCUCGAGACAAAUGCGGCGCGCGCCAAUCGGAGCAGACUGUUACGACACAGUGAGCGUGGAGAGCGAGGUUCCGUCAAUCACGAGCGCGCCAGGACAGCCGAACGUCCGCACGCUUCAAUUGCUUGUGGGCUCGCUGCUUUGGGUGGCCAGGUGCACGAGACCCGACAUCGCUUUUGCGGUACACAAGGCCACGCGGCAGACACACGCACCGCGCAGAAGACUGAAAACUCGCGAAGCGCGUUGUACGCUAUCUGAGCGACACAUGUGCACUUAA